CCGGAGAUACAAGAGGUGCACAGUUGGGAGGGAUAUACACCCGAGCAGAAGGAGGUCCUCCAUUGGGACCAAUACGUGAAUAUGACUUAUCCGGACGACAUCGGCGAUGAUGAGAGUGUCCACUCGUCUGAUCCCAACUUUAAAAACUUGAAGAAUAUGUAUAAACGGGCGGAAAGGCGCUGGAAAUACGCCGAUAGGAAUGGCGACUCAGUUCUCGUGAAGGAUGAAUACAAAGACUUCGUUCAUCCGGAAGAGUCCGAUCGGACUAAAGAGAUUUUGGUGGACGAGGCUAUGGAGGACAUGGAUAGUGAUACUAAUGGAGAGAUAUCCCUCGAGGAGUACAUGAAUCACAUCAAUGAGAUGUCGUCCGAAGAGGAGAAGAGUGAUCCUAACUUUGCUCAGGUGCAACAAAACCACUUCACGUCAUACUUAGAUAAGAACAAAGAUAGUGUCUUAAGCAAAGACGAGUUGAAGGAGUGGUUGGUUCCCACGUACGACCGACACGAAGCCGAAUCGUGGAGACUAAUCCAAUCGGGCGACCAGAACCAGGAUGAGAAGCUGUCCAAAGAGGAGAUCCUCGAGCAUACGGAUCAGUACUUGAGUCUCAUUCCACCCGAAUUCUGGCAUCAAUUCAAUGCCGACCACACGACCACCCCUUCCACUCCCAAUCACGAAGAUCGACUCAAAUAUUUCUCGUUGAACGCUAUCCACUAA
Messenger RNA from Oppiella nova, 714 nucleotides. NCBI's taxonomy places the organism in Eukaryota, Metazoa, Arthropoda, Arachnida, Sarcoptiformes, Oppiidae. The record is from the annotation of a GenBank genome assembly.